UACACAAACUGAUCACACUGAGCUCAGUUAAGCAGCAUCAGAGGUGCGCUGGAGAAGCUUCACCUUCCACAGAGGGAAGUGAAAACGAUCGUUUGCGUGAUAUUUUGAACUCGAGCGUGCUUUCAUCACCUCAUCUCACCAAGUGCCAUCAGAUAUUUCUAACUUUCAGUCGCAUUUAUCGGAAAUCUACUUUCUACAUCAAGGGAGCAAGCCACCACUUCAUCUCCGGCGCCAUAAUGUUGCUGGCAUCAUCUCGGCCCCUCGAGGAGUUCGUGGGAAAAAGUGUGUGAGGGGACGGCGCUGAGGGGAGAGGAGAGCAGAGGACCACCAGAGAAUGGAGGCAGCUGCGCGUGGAGUCCGGAGACAUGACGGCCUUGUCUGAAGCCCAGUAAAGUUCAGUUUGAGCUGGGCAGGUGUGAGGGAGUUGCCACAGCCUCUCUGGGAUGUUUCUGAAAGUGCCGGAGGCGAGGAGGCUGAGCUCAGCGGCUGUCGGGCUGCAGCUAUGGUCGUUGAGGUGAGGUUUCCUCCCUCCUCAUCAGUGACCUCGCCCUUUGUCUCACCAUGCAGGACGUCUCUGCUGCGUUCGUCUUCUACAUCAUCCUGGAGCUGCUGAUCGCCGCGUUCUCCGUGGUGGGUAACGUGCUGGUCUGCUGGGCCGUGUGCCUCAACAGCAACCUGCAGAGCAUCACCAACUUCUUCGUGGUGUCGCUGGCGGUGGCCGACAUCGCUGUGGGCGUCCUGGCCAUUCCCUUCUCCAUCGUCAUCAGCACCGGCUUCUGCUCCAACUUCUAUGGCUGCCUGUUCAUCGCCUGCUUCGUGGUGAUCCUCACCCAGAGCUCCAUCUUCAGCCUGCUGGCCAUCGCUAUAGACCGCUACAUUGCAAUCAAGAUACCGCUCAGGUACAACAGCUUGGUGACAGGCCAGCGUGCACAAGGUAUCAUCGCCAUCUGCUGGGUCUUAUCCAUCAUCAUCGGUCUGACCCCCAUGAUGGGCUGGCACAAGCAGGACAAGAGCGGUAACAGCACCUGCUCGCCCGGCCUGAUGAAGUGCCUGUUUGAGGCGGUGGUAGACAUGGAGUACAUGGUCUACUUUAACUUUUUCGCCUGUGUACUGAUUCCCCUGCUGCUGAUGCUGGCCAUCUACCUGUGUAUCUUCAUGGCCGCCCGCCACCAGCUCAAGCUGAUGGAUGUGAAGGCGAUUCACGGAGAGAAGUCGCGCUCCACGCUGCAGAAGGAGAUCCAGGCUGCCAAGUCUCUGGCCAUCAUCGUCGGGCUGUUUGCGGUUUGCUGGCUGCCUUUGCACAUCAUCAACUGCUUCACCCUCUUCUGUCCUCAGUGUGAGCGGCCUCCGUCCUGGAUCAUGUACGUGGCCAUAAUUCUCUCCCACGGCAACUCCGUGGUCAACCCCUUCAUCUAUGCCUACCGCAUUCGGGAGUUCCGGCAAACCUUCCGGAAGAUUAUCCGGCGCUACAUCCUGAGCCGGCAGGAACUGGCUGAGAGUAGCAGCAGUAUGCGCAACUCCACUUACAACAGCGUCACCGACUCCAUCAGACUGACAACAAACGGCCUCAGCUUUGACCUUUUCACUGAACACAGCAGCAGUAGCUGUGAAAGCUCCUACCACUGCCCUACUCGCAUCUCUCCUGUAGGGGGCGGUCUGGUGGCAGUAUCCCACCCCCCCCUGUCAGUCGUCAUCUCCCACUGUCCGAAGAUGGGCCCUUGUCCACUGCAAGCCCUCACGCAGACUCAGAUCCCCAUAGAUCAUCAUCUACAGUAUGGGGAGCAGCAGCACGACUGCGCUGACGCAGACGCCGUGGAGGAUCAGGACAAACAGGAGCUUGGCUCUGCCCAGGUCACAUCACUUUUCAACAAGCCCAACAGAAAAAGUUGCUUCAGUGAGCUGGCCAUGAUGUCUUGACAUACGUAUGCACAGGAGGGACCGGUCACUACCAUCCAGCAGCUGUGCAGUAGAACGUCAAUGUCGCCUCAGCAGCAACUGUCGAAGGAUAAGUCCACAAUGGAGACGGGUGCACUGUAAACAGAACAUGGACCGCUAACGUCGCUGGGAUAACUUCAGUCUCCUCGCCAUGAGAAACUGCCUCUACUACUUUGUGACAUUUGAAUUCAAACCAGCCUAAAAGGCUAAAAGCACUGCUAGUGAGCCAAAGCUGCUUCUUAAUACCCCACAAAACCAAGAGCGGUUUAAACUGACUGAACGACUGUUGCUUCUGUCUUUAAGGUGCAGACCAUCAAAGAAUGGCUCUGCCUUCAUUUCAGUCAAGAAGAGCACUACGUGCUUUCGCUUUGUCUUUCCAAAUAGAGUUCAAUACAAGUGCACUUUGACCAGUGAAACGCAGAGAGGAGGCACAGGAUGGACCUCUUGCUCUCUGAAAACAUCGAGAAUGGAAACAGCAUUGAUUGUUGCCUUUACUGUUUGACUGCAGGUUGAAAUCAUACACCGCAGCGUGUGAGGAAAUGUCAUCCUGCCACUGACGGGCUGAAUGGGCCUUUGGCUGAAGACAAAAACUUAUCAAACUUAUUAUUAAAUUAUAUAUGCAGUUUUCAUGUUUUCAGGGAUAUGGACAUAAAUGCACUCUGAUGGAUUUCACUGUAUAUGGAUCAUGGACAGAGGAUCAUAUCUUAAACAGUAGUGAACCAUCAUUUGGACCACUUUGAGACUCACCCCAUCCUGUGGACCUGCCGGGUGCACAGACCACGCCACCAUCCUACUCAGCCAAGUUCUCGCUCAUUUGCAGAGAGUUAAACAUUAUUUACCUGUUCCUUUCUCUCGAAUUGUAGUUCAGCUUUACAGAGGAGAUUUUCAUGCCUUCUGAUUUCAUGAUUGCGAGCUGUGAGCCCCAUGCUGUCUCUGAUCGGACCAAAAAACAUGAACAGCACUGUAAUGUUUCAUAUUUUAAAAAGCAGAGACCCCAAAGCAGGUGAUGUGAUGCUGACAUGUAACCUUGUGCCCUUGUUUGCUCAGUGUGACAGUGUGACUUGACUGUAUGCUUAUUUAAGUUUUAUUGCUGUAAACGGUGACUUCUGAGAUAGUUUGCUAACUGAUGGGAAAUGUUUUGAAGAGGAUUGUGAUUGAUCACGCUUAAAUCAAGCUCGUGGAAGAAAGCUCUGUUUUUCCUGAUGAGUUGAUCCUCGGUCCAGGGCAGCUGUUGCCUUGCACAGAUUCUUUUCUUUGAAUAAAUCUUUUUACAUUU
Molecule: messenger RNA, 3211 nt
Organism: Chelmon rostratus (copperband butterflyfish)
Lineage: Eukaryota; Metazoa; Chordata; Actinopteri; Chaetodontiformes; Chaetodontidae
Gene: adora2aa
Product: adenosine A2a receptor a
Exons: 3
Coding region: 562-1917 (451 amino acids)
Biological process (GO): G protein-coupled adenosine receptor signaling pathway; adenylate cyclase-activating G protein-coupled receptor signaling pathway
Cellular component (GO): membrane
Molecular function (GO): G protein-coupled adenosine receptor activity
Source: RefSeq, a predicted model, not a curated record